Molecule: messenger RNA, 1264 nt
Organism: Prunus persica (peach)
Lineage: Eukaryota; Viridiplantae; Streptophyta; Magnoliopsida; Rosales; Rosaceae
Exons: 2
Coding region: 267-611 (114 amino acids)
Source: RefSeq, a predicted model, not a curated record
GGCAAUAUAGUGGGAUGUGGGAUGUGGGCUGCGGGGUUGAUGAGUUUUUUUGUUUUUUUUUUUUCCCUUCCUGCCGGGUGUAUAUUUAGAGGUAGUUUGGGAAUAGGGAAUAGCGAGGUUUUCUUAGAAAUUAUAAAAAUUUGAAUUAAAAGUUGGAGUGAAGUUAGAAUAUGGGUUAACAAAGAAGUGUGGAGAAAAACUCAAAUGCUAAUUCCCUUGCGCCUCAAGAAUUUUAAUUGCAAAGGCCCUAUCAUCCGGUACGUAGAAUGGGGGAUCGGAAUAUAUCUCAACAACCUUCUGCCGCCGCCGCCGCUCUGCUCACCUCUGGUCAAGAUGUUCAGGUCUCUGCCUUGAUGAUGGUUUCACGCCAACAUGAGGUCCUGCAAAAUAUAUGUGAGAUCGAUAAAUCUUUGCGCGAACUGUGCGAGAGAAAGGAGAUGGAGAAAUCUCUAGCCGCGCUUUUUGCCCAGCAAACCCAACUGAUCGAUUUGACGAAAUCAAUGUCAGAGCAGCUUCGUUCACUAGAAACCAGUCGACCCGAAACGACGGCGAUUCCAAAUUCCACAAGCUUGCCCAUGGAUUUAGAGCCGGCAUCAAUGACGUUAAAUUAGGGGGAAGCUAUUAGAUCUGUAUAUUUAUUUGGGUUUUCUUAUAUGAGCGGAGAAGUAGCUAAUGAAAUCUUUGAAGUGAAAUUCAAACAAGGAGGAGGAGUCACGCAUGAACCCCGAGUAGUUCGACUUGUUGCCAGGUUCAGUGAGAAGCAUGAGCCUAUUGGCUAUCAGGCUGCACGGAUUUUUAACCGUUCCAAAUUAUACGUCGUUGCACAGGACGGUGGAUAUAUUAUUGAUACGAAGACUAUGUCAAGAUGUUCAUCUCUUCCUCUUACCCAAGGCUAUAAAUCAACACCAAUUGUUGUGUCUGCAUAUGACAAGCUGUAUUGUCUUGAAACUCCAUCGAACUUGCGACUUGUUCCGGAGCCCUCCUUCGAGAGUUAUGAUCCUGAUCAGAACAUCUGGGAGAAAAUGACUUCUUAUCCAUUUUAUAAUGAUUAUGACACCCAUACGAAUAUAACUGGUUAUGCUGUUUGUUAUGACAUUAUUUUGUUUUCAUUUGGUUGCUGGAAAGAAAGGAAUUUCGAUGUCAUUGCAUUUUACAUCAGUAGAAACUAAUGGAAGAGCGAGUGAAACUUCAUACUUCUGUUUAUUUCCCUCCUUUCUUAGGUAGGGCUGUGGUUAUAGGCAAGACUAUCUAUUCCUUAUAUGGG